AUGCCCGAUCCGUUAGCAUCCCCCAGAUCAUAUCCCCUCGCCCUUAGAGUCGAGGAUCAAUUACAGAAAUUACAGGCUCGGGAAACCUCAUCAUCAUCCGCCCACCUCACGGUUGAGAUGUUGUGGGAUAGUUUGCGUGGUCUCGGAGAUUUCAACAAUUUCGUCCUGCAUUUGCUUCAAUCUCCACUCACCCAACAAGCCCUAAUCUGCAAUGGGAGCGACACAUGGUUGAAUGAGAUGUUGGAUGGUUCUCUUAAAAUAUUGGACUUGUGUGAAACUACUAAGGAUGUCUUCAAGCUAAUGAAGGAAGAUGUGCAGACCCUCCUAUCUAAUCUUCGACGAAGAAGAGUAAGUGAAAAGGCCUAG
This is a messenger RNA of Magnolia sinica, 366 nucleotides long. RefSeq lists its product as uncharacterized. The transcript has a single exon. Bases 1 to 366 code for a protein of 121 amino acids. Lineage: Eukaryota; Viridiplantae; Streptophyta; Magnoliopsida; Magnoliales; Magnoliaceae. Gene Ontology annotation, biological process: shoot system development; root development. The record is from RefSeq and is a predicted model, not a curated record.